UUUUCUGAUAUUAAAUUAAAGCAGACGAUAACAAAAUCGUAAUCGCACACAAAGUGGUUUUAGCAUCAGCUAGUCCAUAUUUCUAUGCAAUGUUCACCAAAUUUUCAGAAAGGAAUCAUGAACUUGUUGUAAUGAGAGGGAUAGAUUCAUCCGCUUUACAGCUGUUAGUAAACUUUCUUUAUUCUGGAAAAAUAUUGAUCACUGAAGAAAACGUCCAGGAUUUAUUGCCAGCUCAAAUCUCUUGCAAUUACAAGAAGUAAAAGAGGCGUGUUGUGAUUUUUUACAGUCACAACUGUGUCACACAAAUUGUAUUGGUAUAUUCGCCAUAGCUGAUUUACAUAGCUGUGCGAAAUUGUUAACAAGUUCAAAAUUUUAUAUUCAACAACACUUUUCAGAAGUCGUUGGUGAUGACGAAUUCCUAUCGUUAUCAUCGGACCAAGUAAUUCAGUUGAUCUCUAGUGAUAAACUUACAGUUCCAUCUGAAGAAAAAGUAUUUGAAAGUGUUAUUCGUUGGGUAAAAUAUGAAUCAGGUUCAAGAAAAUGUAUUUUACCCCAAUUAAUGGAACACGUACGGUUACCAUUAACAUCAAAGAUUUACAUAAAUAAAGAAGUAGUUAAGGAAUGCCUUAUAAAUAAUUGUUAUAAAUGUAAAGAUUACAUAAACGAGGCAUUAAAUGUUCAUAGACUGAAGUCAAAAGACCUGAUUCCACACAACAUCCGGAAUAAUCCUAGACAUGGAGAUAAAAUUAUCUUAGUUGUUAGUAGAUUUGAUACUAAUGAAUGUAUCAGUACAAAAUUUUUCGAACCGAAAAUAAAUCGAUGGCAUAAUGGACCUGAAAUGAUAACAAACCGUAGAAAUGUUGGUCUAGCUGUGGUGAAAGAUAAUUUAGUAUUUGCUGUGGGUGGUUCUACUCAUUUUUUUCGUCAAGUUCGGUCUGUUGAUGUGCUUGAUUUAUCUGCAGAGUCACCGUGUUGGAAACCGAGUGUUGAGAUGUUUGUUAAACGAAACAAAGUAGGAGUUGGUGUAAUCAAUAAUUAUCUAUAUGCCGUCGGCGGAUAUAAUUUUUGUGAUAAUAUAUCAGAUAGUGCAGAAGUGUUCGACUACAAUACUCAAAAAUGGCGCAUGAUAUCUAGUAUGCCUACUAGAAGAGUCAGUUUUGGGGUCGGAGUCCUGAAUAAUCUUUUAUAUGCGGUAAACUAAUAUGUUUUUAUUGAU
Molecule: messenger RNA, 1216 nt
Organism: Acyrthosiphon pisum (pea aphid)
Lineage: Eukaryota; Metazoa; Arthropoda; Insecta; Hemiptera; Aphididae
Product: ring canal kelch homolog
Exons: 7
Coding region: 560-1201 (213 amino acids)
Molecular function (GO): protein binding
Source: RefSeq, a predicted model, not a curated record